AAAUGACAUCACACAGAAUGGUACUAUUCUUAGCUCCUGGAAACUGGAUGACCUCAUCUUUUUCCUCCCUCGCGCAGGUAUAGACAUACAACAACAAAUAAUGUUAGAGGCGCAGACAGAAGAGAAGAGAGAGGAGCUCGGGAGCACAGCUACCCUGAAGAGAGCGAGAUCAAGGGACUGUUUAUAUUCAAACACAGGCUUCACGCGCUGCACGCUUGCUCUUGUUUGUGCUAUUUGAGUUUUAACGCUCGUCCAGCAGCUUCGUUGGACUUUUUCAACCUUUUUUGAUUUCCUACGCACUCUGCUGAUCCAUAACCGACUGAAUUGGUUUUCGGAUUGUAUUAACAUUUGGAAGAACUAUUUCUUUAAAACAAAAAAUUCAAGAGAUGGUCUACUACAGGGACAGUCAGUGCGAGAGGCCGCCGUUGUCUCGUAUUCUGCCGCAUCUCUACCUUGGUGCAGAGACUGACGUAACGCAGGAUGGUUUGUCCGACCGAGGCAUCUCAUACGUACUAAGUGUGAGCCGAUGCUGCCCACAGCCUUCAUUUCUGCCCCAGUCCCAGUACCUCCGGAUCCCCAUAGACGACUCCCUGCGGGAUGACCUGCUUCCUUGGAUCCCUCAGGCGUUGCACUUCAUUGAUGGGGCCAUGUCAUGUGGCUGCUCAGUCCUGGUCCACUGUGCUGCAGGAAUCUCUCGGUCUCCAGCACUUGCUGUGGCUUACGUCAUGUAUAGCCUAAAAAUGGAUCUGGAUCAUGCUUACAGGUUUGUGAAAGAACGCAGACCCACAAUUUCACCAAACUUUAACUUCUUGGGGCAGCUGCAGCUCUUCGAGGGAACACUGUCUUUGAAGAAUAAUAACACAAACCUUCACACUCAGCAGUCAGUCAAACCUUUGGAUAACUGCCUACAGCCCACCAGUGAAAAAAACAACAGCAGUUCCACAGCAGCACUGUUAACUAACCUAAACCUUCAGAACAGCAUGGACAACAACUGUAUUAUUAAUGGAUGUACUGAGGAUUCCAAAGCAAACGUGCACUGUGAGAACAAGAACAACCAAAUGGAAAAUAUUCAGAACCGAGGCCAACGCUGUGAGGUGAUGAAGCCAGAGUUUACCUUAUCUCUUUCAGACAAGCUCGGAGCGCUCACUCUCCGCACCAGUCCCGUAGAGGUACAAAGACCAAUCAACGUCACAUCUCAGACACAGCAGGAUGCACCAAAGUCCAACCUACCUAAGCCUACUUACCUUCAGAUUCCGUCUCUAGCGGAGAAACGCAAAAGCCUUACUCUUUCCCUAACACCAGUGUGUGCAGUUCCUCAGUCUCACCAGAAGGGGUCAUUAGUGAACAGCUGUGAUCUGAACCAGAGCAGUUCCGCCGUUGACCAGACGGGGGAGUUAGAUGACCUGGGCAGAGUCAAUAUGGAGCCAUCAGCAUCAGAAACCAGAACAGAACCAAAAGAGGCAAAAGGGUUUAUCAGCCAGGAGGCUUCAGCUAAACUCAGCUGCUCAAAAUCACAACGACGAAAGAGUAAACUAAACAGCAGUAACCCCAGAGCAAAUAUGGAGCAACAAAAAAAAAAACAAGUGAGCCAUUCAAGCACAAGAUCACAGAGGCAGACCCAGGGACCACGUGGUAUUGUACCCUCUCCGCAGGAGCUUUUCGUGAAGGAGGUUACUGGUGGUGUUGAAGCAGUGGAGGGUAUGGUCGGAGACCAGAGCCCCUUGUCUCCAGUCAGUCUUACAGUCAACAAAAUACUGGACUGGGGUGAACGCAUGCUGCUUGGGGUCCUACUUGGCCCACGUAUUAAAGUGGGACAGGCUGCUUUGCCGUACAGAUGUUGAAGAGAGAUGUAUGGACUGCGCUAUUUAAAGAAACAGGUGUAAACAAGGACUGUACACUGUAUCUCCUUAAUGAUCUGAAGGAACUAAAAUGAAGACAAUGAUACUAUGGCUGAAAAAGCAUAUGUAUGAGUGUGUGAAUUCACUUAUUUAUUUAAUGAAAUUGCAUGUUCCUCCAAGACUAUUUGACAGACUCACGUCAUCUGAUGGACUGGUGAUAUGUGAAUAAAUGACUGAACGUCUGCAAGAACAAGUGCGAUUUGUUCUGUUAUAAUGCACAGUCUGCCUGUGACUUUAUUUAUUGAAAUACACUGAUAAUUGUUAUUUAUAAAGGGGUAUUUUGCAGGUGGAAUUUUAACACUAUAGCUUGUAUUGAAAACAGUGUUCAUUAAAGACAAUUAUUUUA
This is a messenger RNA of Onychostoma macrolepis, 2244 nucleotides long. Its product is annotated as dual specificity protein phosphatase 16. NCBI's taxonomy places the organism in Eukaryota, Metazoa, Chordata, Actinopteri, Cypriniformes, Cyprinidae. The coding region runs from base 387 to 1841 and encodes 484 amino acids. The transcript has 5 exons. Gene Ontology annotation, biological process: protein dephosphorylation; negative regulation of MAPK cascade. Gene Ontology annotation, molecular function: MAP kinase tyrosine/serine/threonine phosphatase activity; protein tyrosine/threonine phosphatase activity. Gene Ontology annotation, cellular component: cytoplasm. The record is from RefSeq and is a predicted model, not a curated record.